AAGUCCAAGAGCGCGCUGAGCUGAGUUCGCAGAGGCAGCAGACGCGGGAUCUCUCUAGGUACGCUUUUACCUGUUGACUCACUCGCUACAUGACUUUAAAUUGGCUUAUAGAGGAGGCUGGAGAAAUCCUGAGGAGCCCAGAGAAGUUUGGGGCAGAUCCGAAAAGCGCCUGGCUCUGCAGAGGAAUCUAGGAGUCUCAGCUCCACCCCUGAAGCUGCAAAGCGAAAAGGACAAAUCACCAAAGACUUGGAGGGGUGGGGUGUGGGGGUUGGGGACUAGGGACAGUCUCCAGCCACUAGGAUGCGAGGGAGCGCAUCCUGAGGCAGCCUAAGACUGCGCUGGGAGCGCGGGAGAGUCGGCUCCCCUGCCUAGGGACGAGGCGAAGCGGGGACGCGUUUGAACAUCCUAUCCAAAACCACUCUGCCUGCGCGUGGGACUGCACAGCCGAGAGACCGAAGGAAGGAAGGAAGGACAGAGCGCAGAGGUUAGAACCCGGGUCUUCGGGUCCUCGGUGGAGAGGAGGAAGCAGCCCACGCGGGACAGGGCCUCCCGGGCUCUGUACUGACAACAUGAGUUUCCCACGAGGCUCCCACGAUCUGCCCGCAGGCAACUCCAGCCCGUGGUGGCCUCUGACUACCCAGGGCGCCAAUGGUAGCCGGGAGGCAGCUGGGCUCCAGGAAGGUGGCAGCCCGCCGGGGGACGUACGCAAUGAAGAGCUAGCCAAGCUGGAGAUCGCCGUGCUGGCGGUGAUUUUCGUGGUGGCCGUGCUGGGCAACAGCAGUGUGCUGCUAGCGCUGCACCGCACGCCACGCAAGACAUCUCGCAUGCACCUCUUCAUCCGACACCUCAGCCUGGCAGACCUGGCGGUCGCCUUCUUCCAAGUGUUGCCGCAGCUGUGCUGGGACAUCACCUACCGCUUCCGCGGGCCGGACUGGCUGUGUCGCGUGGUGAAGCACCUGCAGGUCUUUGCCAUGUUCGCGUCCGCCUACAUGCUGGUGGUGAUGACAGCCGACCGCUACAUCGCCGUGUGCCACCCGCUCAAGACCCUGCAGCAGCCCGCGCGCCGCUCGCGCCUCAUGAUCGCCGCCUCUUGGGUGCUGAGUUUUCUACUGAGCACCCCACAGUACUUUAUCUUCUCUGUGAUCGAAAUCGAGGUGAACAACGGCACCAAAGCCCAAGACUGCUGGGCUACCUUCAUCCAACCCUGGGGUACCCGCGCCUAUGUGACCUGGAUGACCAGCGGGGUCUUCGUGGUACCCGUGGUCAUCUUGGGUACCUGCUAUGGCUUCAUCUGCUACCACAUCUGGCGCAACAUCCGCGGGAAGACAGCAUCGCGACAGAGCAAGGGCGGCAAGGGCUCUGGGGAAGCCGUGGGUCCCUUCCACAAGGGGCUUCUGGUCACGCCUUGUGUCAGCAGUGUGAAGAGCAUUUCCCGCGCCAAGAUCCGGACGGUGAAAAUGACCUUUGUGAUUGUAAGCGCCUACAUCCUUUGCUGGGCACCUUUCUUCAUCGUCCAGAUGUGGUCAGUCUGGGAUGACAAUUUCAUUUGGACCGAUUCAGAAAACCCUUCCAUCACGAUCACAGCACUACUGGCGUCCUUGAACAGCUGCUGCAACCCGUGGAUAUAUAUGUUCUUUAGUGGCCAUCUCCUGCAAGACUGCGUCCAAAGCUUCCCAUGCUGUCAAAGCCUGGCCCAGAAAUUCACCAAGGAUGACUCGGAUAGCAUGAGCCGGAGACAGACUUCUUAUUCUAACAACCGAAGCCCGACAAACAGCACUGGGACGUGGAAGGACUCGCCUAAAUCUUCCAAGUCCAUCAGAUUCAUCCCUGUCUCCACUUGAGCCGCACAUCCAUGCAGGCCAGCUCUUGGGAGGGAUUUAUGUGUCCAGCUAGAGAUCAUAAGAGCAGACGCCUUUAUGUGAGAUAGACAUAAAUCAACUCAGUGUAUACAUUGUUUCUAGCUGCAUUUUUCCCCAUUGCUGUGACUAAAACCUGAAUUCUUUUACAUAGUAUAUUAAUGAAAAUGUGCUACAUGGGAAAUGUAUAGUUCUGGUUCAGAAGCAUACUGACUCUAUAUUUUGUCGUUGAUUUUUUUUUUAUCGUAUUUCUAUGUCUGACAUAAGUGAGGCUUUGAUUGUUCUAAGCCAUGUGAUAAGCACUGUUGUUUCUAAACAAAGUGAACUCCUUCAUGAUUCAAAGACCAGUGUUUCGGUCAAUCUGUAUGCUGUAAAAUGUCAUCAAGAGGAAGAGGGCGGAGUUGGAUUGGGACCUGGCAGCCCUUCCUUAACAGUCCUGACGUUCUAUUAUCUCUGAAAAACAUGCUCACUAACAGUCCGAAGGUUUGAAAAUGCUGUGGGUAGGACAAUAAUUUGUAUGGGGAGUGCCACACUUUAUAGCGGCAUAAGAGAAGAUUUCUACAGACAUUCUUUUGGAUAUUUUAAAAUCCAUUGGUCAGCAUCAUAAGGUAUUCUGUGCUAUGCCAGAUGUUAACACUUAGUACCUAUUUGGUGAAUUCAGAUUCAGAGCUUCUAAGUCUCCUAGAUAACUCCAGACAUAAGAUACUCAAAACAUGCUUGAUAUAAAGCAGUUUAUUUAUUUCUUCACAUUUCCUGUCCACACAACAGGCCCAGAACACAGAGGGUGCAGAGAUGUGGACAAACAGGAGACAGACAGAAGGAGAGGGGGUCUGAGCCUUGUGUCCCUCAUUAAUAUAUGACGUUCAGAAAGAUACUUAAAAAUAUUUAAAGCCUUGGUUUCUUGGCUAUACAAUGGGCUUGGUAAUGCUCACCUCACUGGGUUGUUGUAAAGAUUAAAUAAAGUUAAAUGUGUGA
Apodemus sylvaticus (European woodmouse) is the source of this 2831-nucleotide messenger RNA. RefSeq names its product arginine vasopressin receptor 1A (gene Avpr1a). Gene Ontology annotation, biological process: positive regulation of vasoconstriction; regulation of systemic arterial blood pressure by vasopressin; G protein-coupled receptor signaling pathway. Gene Ontology annotation, cellular component: membrane. The coding region runs from base 570 to 1841 and encodes 423 amino acids. The transcript is spliced from 2 exons. The record is from RefSeq and is a predicted model, not a curated record. Gene Ontology annotation, molecular function: vasopressin receptor activity; peptide binding. NCBI's taxonomy places the organism in Eukaryota, Metazoa, Chordata, Mammalia, Rodentia, Muridae.